This is a messenger RNA of Saimiri boliviensis boliviensis (Bolivian squirrel monkey), 1532 nucleotides long. It is a transcript of the gene GAPDHS, whose product is annotated as glyceraldehyde-3-phosphate dehydrogenase, spermatogenic. The record is from RefSeq and is a predicted model, not a curated record. Lineage: Eukaryota; Metazoa; Chordata; Mammalia; Primates; Cebidae. Gene Ontology annotation, molecular function: glyceraldehyde-3-phosphate dehydrogenase (NAD+) (phosphorylating) activity; NAD binding; NADP binding. Gene Ontology annotation, cellular component: cytosol. Gene Ontology annotation, biological process: glycolytic process; glucose metabolic process.
UGGGUAUUGUGACUUCACUGGGCACUGUGACAUCAUGGCAAAGGACCCAGGAGCCACCAGUCCUGCCACCCUGCACUCACCUCAGUAACCUCACGGAAGGUCCCGGGGCAGCCAGGCCAUGAUAACUUUAUAAGAAGCCAUGUCGAAACGUGACAUCGUCCUCACCAAUGUCACCGUUGUCCAGUUGCUGCGACAGCCAUGCCCAGUCACCAGAGCACCGCCCCCACCUGAGCCCAAGGCUGAAGUAGAGCCCCCGCCACAACCAGAGCCCACACCAGUCAAGGAGGAAAUAAAGCCACCGCCACCACCACCGCCGCCUCCUCCUCCUCGCCCUGCUACUCCUCCUCCUCAGAUUGUGGCCCGAGAGCUGACUGUGGGCAUCAAUGGAUUUGGACGCAUCGGUCGCCUGGUGCUGCGUGCCUGCAUGGAGAAGGGUGUUAAGGUUGUGGCUGUGAACGAUCCAUUCAUUGACCCAGAAUACAUGGUGUACAUGUUUAAGUAUGACUCCACCCACGGCCGAUACAAGGGGAGUGUGGAAUUCAGGAAUGGACAGCUGGUCGUGGACAACCAUGCGAUCUCUGUCUACCAAUGCAAGGAGCCCAAACAGAUCCCCUGGAGGGCUGUUGGGAGCCCCUACGUGGUGGAGUCCACAGGCGUGUACCUCUCCAUAGAGGCAGCUUCGGACCACAUCUCAGCAGGUGCUCAACGCGUGGUCAUCUCUGCGCCCUCGCCGGAUGCACCAACAUUCGUCAUGGGUGUGAACGAAAAUGACUAUAACCCUGGCUCCAUGAACAUUGUCAGCAACGCGUCCUGCACCACCAACUGCCUGGCCCCCCUUGCCAAGGUCAUCCACGAGCACUUUGGGAUUGUGGAAGGGUUGAUGACCACAGUCCAUUCCUACACAGCCACCCAGAAGACGGUGGACGGGCCAUCAAGGAAGGCCUGGCGAGAUGGACGGGGUGCCCACCAGAACAUCAUCCCAGCCUCCACUGGGGCUGCCAAAGCCGUGACCAAAGUCAUCCCAGCACUCAAAGGGAAGCUGACAGGGAUGGCGUUCCGGGUACCAACCCCGGAUGUGUCUGUCGUGGACCUGACCUGCCGCCUCGCUCAGCCAGCCCCCUACUCAGCCAUCAAGGAGGUUGUAAAAGCAGCAGCCAAGGGGCCCAUGGCUGGCAUCCUUGGCUACACAGAGGAUGAGGUCGUCUCUACGGACUUCCUCGGUGAUACCCGCUCGUCCAUCUUCGAUGCUAAGGCCGGCAUUGCGCUCAAUGACAAUUUCGUGAAGCUCAUUUCAUGGUACGACAACGAAUAUGGCUACAGUCACCGAGUGGUCGACCUCCUCCGCCACAUGUUUAGCCGAGACAAGUAAAGCGGGAAGGUCCUUUCUUUCCCUCCCAGGGGCCAGGGCCGGAACCUGUGCCUCCCGUUCCAGGAUCCGGCUCUCUGGCUCUCCGGCUCUCCGGGGGAGGAAGGGCACCCGGGGUGGGCGCCCCACGCCGCUGAGGCCAUGGUGAAAUAAAGAACAGUGCUCA